Messenger RNA from Hippoglossus stenolepis (Pacific halibut), 2927 nucleotides. RefSeq names its product transmembrane protein 214. The record is from RefSeq and is a predicted model, not a curated record. Lineage: Eukaryota; Metazoa; Chordata; Actinopteri; Pleuronectiformes; Pleuronectidae. Gene Ontology annotation, cellular component: Golgi apparatus; endoplasmic reticulum.
GGUGCCAGCGCGUCACCGUGACGUCACGCCGGCAGAGCGACGUGGCACGCCGACGUUUAAAGGAACCGGAGCCCGUGAAGGAGCGUCGCCCUGUUCCCCACCGAGCAGCGACAAGCAGCCACCGGCACCGGAGACAUGGCGUCCAACAGCGGCUCAGUGGGCAGAUGGGAGGUCGUGAAGAAGGGGAAGAAGAACAGCAGCACCGGCACCGGCACCAGCAGCAGCAGCUCCGGGAAGAGCUCGACCGAGAAGAAGAGCGGCGGCGGCGGGGGGAGGAAAGCCCUGUGCGAGUCCAACCAGCCCUCCAGACCACCCCUGAUUUUGUCAGAGACUGUGUACGAAUGCUUCGAGAAGAUGGUGAAGAAACAGAACAAGGAGCAGGUUCCACCAGCGGCCGAGCCUCCGAGCAAGAAGCCCUCAACGAGUAAACCACCCAAGAAAUCAAACUCCAGCAGUACGGUCGCCCCUCCGACGCACAAGAGCCUGGAGGAGGCCUUCAAAGCUCUGGAUGUCGGGGACCUGAAGCAGCAGCUGGCCCACAGUCAGACUCUGUUCCCAGACAACCCGUCAGUCUGGGUCAAAGACCUGGCCGGGUACCUCAACCUCAAUCUGACUGUGCCGGAGACAGAGCCCACUCACAGCAGCUACGCUCACGACUACCCAUACUGCCUUACAGGGAAGGAGCUGAGGGGUGUGAUUAAAGGCCUCAUCAAGCGCUGCAGCGACGUUCUGCCAGGUUUCUUCGACCACUGUGUUUACACCAUGCUCAGGGAGCUGGACAGGCAGUCAGGAGAACCACUUCAUGGCUACAGAGUUUGCAUCCAGGCAAUUCUAAAGGACAAACCCAGAAUAGCCACCCAAAAUCUGCCAGAGUAUUUGGAGUUACUGCGGUCGGUUCAGAAUCGCCCAGUGAAGUGUUUGACUAUCAUGUGGGCUCUGGGACAAGCAGGAUUUUAUGACCUCAGCCAGGGACUAAGAGUGUGGCUGGGCAUCAUGCUUCCUGUGCUCGGAGUGAAAUCCUUGUCUGCGUAUGCCAUUGCCUAUCUGGAUCGAGGCUUCUCCUACUUCCUUUAACCUGGGAUAUUUGGCAUCAUGGGACCUAAAGACUUCUUUCCUCUACUGGUGUUUUUUUAUCUCCCAAAAACUAAUAACCCCAUUUUGUUUGUGUUCAGUCUGCAGGAGCAGCUGAGGCGUCUGUACCCUCGACUCAAAGUGCUCGCGUUCGGAGCCAAACCAGAGAGCACGCUACACCAGUACCUGCCGUCCUUUCUUUCCAGAGCCACGUCGCACUGUCCUGACGACAUGAAGAGAGAGCUGCUCAGCAGUAUGACCGAGUGUUUGUGUGUGGACGUACAAAGUCGAGUGUGGAAGCAGCUCUAUACAACACUUUACCAGUCCAGUCUGCUGUUGAAUCAUUUAUUGAAGUCUGGAAAGUCCUGCCCGAAGAACCUUGAAGAAACAAUCCAGUGGUUCGGAGUGACCAGUAGGGAGAUGAGCGACGCUGAGACUCAGGAGCUUCAGGUGCAACAACCUUUUAUCAGCUGGAUGGAGACAAACGCCUUAUAUUACUCUGAGUGUACGGGUCUGAGGCCACUGGUAGCCCAGGCCAUGGAAAUCAAGCAGCAGCCAUCUUCAUCUCUGAUCACACCACAGUUCGUCCUCUGGUCUGACAUGAAGCACCGCCUGUCAGAAACUCACCUGCCUGUGUUUCUCUCUUCCAGCGGUGAGGUGUCGGUGUCGUGUCUGCAGGGCCACGCCGUGACCUUCGCCAAUUCAACGUGGCAGCUGCUCCAACACACGACUUCCGCCGUCAAGACGUGGGCUCAGGAGCUGCUGACGAGAGCAUGAUCAUCAACAACAACGACGACAGAUACUGACUAAACUUACACACACAAUAAAAAACACAAGAAGGCUGCCUCUCAGUGCACGGGCUCCUCUCUGAAGCUGUCAUCGGACACUGCGGGGUCAGACCAAACCAGCGCUCACGCAGCAGGAACCGUCUUCUGUCUCUUGUUUCGGCUAAAUUUUAUCAAAUCAGUUUGCUGUUGUAUAGAUGUUUGUUUUCUACCGAUCCUUUUUGUCACUGCUGGACGCUGAGGUCGUCUCUCUCUCUCUCUUUCUCUCUCUUCUCUCGCUCUUUCCUUCUCUCUCUCUCUCUCUCUGAGUUUUCUACUGCAAAUAAACUGUUGCUUUAACAAAUUGUAAUUUAUAGAAGAUGUAGGUUUGUAGAUGAUUUAUAAGCAGUUUUUAUUUAAAGAUAUAUUAAGAAAAAUAGAGAAACUUGCUAAAGGGCAGGGAAAAGACCCCCACCCCCAAAAAAGAUAUUCCAGACUCAAAGACCUCAUCAGCUAAACUCUGAGGACCACUUCAUCUCCUCCUGCUCACUGUGAAGUCAGAUCACUUGUAUGAUUGUUUGUGUCGGGCUCAAUGAAGCCGUCAUCAAGUCCGAGGAACUGUCCUGUCACAGUGAGGAGCUCACAUCUGCCGGUGGAUGGACUGCCUCACCAGAUGUGGAGUCGACAACGUGACUCCAAACAGGAAAGAGUCUCCUCCGUGUGAAAAAUAAAACCUGCUCGCUGGCUUUUUGUCUUGCACAUCUUUGUCUUUGCUGCCUCUUCUGUCCCGUUUCUCGUUUUUUUUUUUUUUUGUUCAUCAGCAGCUCGACACCUGAGCUGAAAUCAGCGCGACGACUGUGUCCUCAUACUUGAAGGCUGAGGAUAUUCCGUGUGUGUGUGUGUGUCGAUGCACUUGUUCUCCUUUAAUUAACCCCGUGCCAACAUCCUCACUUACGCUCAUAGAACUUCAGAAUAAGAGCCCCCCCCCAGAAGAGACGAUUCACUAACAUUAACGAGAUGUUUGGAUGGAAAAAUGGCAAUUUAUGUCUUACUUUGUAAUGUGAAUGAUUUAUAAUAAAGAUUUCAACCCCA